CGCGUGAAAUGCACUAACCACAGUAUCUUCAUGCUGGCUGCGGUGGUGGCAUCCCGCCCACCUUUCAAUUCACCUGAACCUCCACUGGCAACACCCUUGUUUUUCCAGUUUGGAACUUGCUAAAGUAAAAAAGGGUCACCUGACCUGAAGUCCUAAUAGAAGCAUUUGAUGUGGGCGUACCCUACCGAGUAGAUAAUCAUCUGAGAAAGCAAGCUUGAGACCUCCAGGAAGCUGACUUCGAAACGUUUGGAUCUCUACUUGGAUUUAUCAUUUGUAUGGAAAAUAACCAAAAGAACUCAUAAAGCAUCAACUAACUCUAUGGCAGGUUUCAGUAAAAAGACGCAAGAUUUUAAAUUGCUUUUUAAAAGAUGACUUCUCACCCACCCUGCCCCACAUUUCCCAGGGAAAUAAAAGCAGAAGUCCUAAGAAGCCAGACGGAAAUACAGUGUCUGCAUAGCUUUGAGUCCACACAGCAUUUGAAGGUAGCAAAGAAGACACGGCAAGCCAUGGACAACCUCACCUCUGUGGCUGGGAAUGGCAGCCUGUGUACCAGAGACGACAAAAUCAGCCAGGUCCUCUUCCCGCUCCUCUAUACUGUCCUGUUUUUUGUUGGACUCAUCACAAACAGCCUGGCAAUGAGGAUUUUCUUUCAAAUCCGCAGUAAAUCCAACUUUAUUAUUUUUCUUAAGAACACAGUGAUUUCGGAUCUUCUCAUGAUUCUUACUUUUCCAUUCAAAAUCCUUAGUGAUGCCAAACUGGGGACAGGACCUCUGAGAACCUUUGUGUGCCAAGUGACCUCUGUCAUAUUUUAUUUUACAAUGUAUAUCAGUAUCUCAUUCCUAGGACUGAUAACUAUUGAUCGCUAUCAGAAGACCACCAGGCCAUUUAAAACAUCCAAUACCAACAACCUCUUGGGGGCUAAGAUUCUCUCUGUGGUCAUCUGGGCGUUCAUGUUCUUACUCUCUCUGCCUAACAUGAUUCUGACCAACAGGAGGCCAAGAGACAACAAUGUGAAGAAAUGCUCUUUCCUCAAAUCGGAGUUUGGUCUGGUCUGGCAUGAAAUAGUCAAUUAUAUCUGUCAAGUCAUUUUCUGGAUUAAUUUUUUAAUUGUCAUUGUAUGUUAUACACUCAUUACGAAUGAACUGUACAGGUCUUAUCUAAGAACAAGGGGUGCAGGCAAAGUCCCCAAGAAAAAGGUGAACAUCAAAGUUUUCAUUAUCAUUGCGGUAUUUUUUAUUUGUUUCGUUCCUUUCCAUUUUGCCCGAAUUCCCUACACCUUAAGCCAAACCCGCGACGUCUUCGACUGCUCUGCUGAGAACACUCUGUUCUACGUGAAAGAAAGCACUCUCUGGCUCACUUCCUUAAACGCAUGCCUGGAUCCAUUCAUUUACUUUUUCCUUUGCAAGUCGUUCAAAAAUUCCUUGAUGAGUAUGCUCAAGUGCCCCAAUUCUGCAGCAUCGCCUUCCCAAGGAAGUAGGAAAAAAAGACAGGAUGGUAGUGACCCAAGCGAAGAGACUCCAAUGUAAACAAACUGAGGUAAUUUCAAUCUACUAAUGUUUGCAACUCCUAAAAGAAAAGCACUAUGUAAAAACAUUAACACUGACCAGGAAGUAGUGGACUUAGUAACAACAUAUCAAGCAACAGAAGACUACAAAAGUAAUUUUCAUUUACCUCUCCAGUAUUAAAAGCUAUCUUAAAAUGUAGAAAAAUAACCUCACAUGUAGCUACUCAGCAAAACAAACUGCAAAACAAUCCAAUUCAAGAUUGUAGAGUUUGGGCAAAAUUAAUAACCAUAUAAAAUUAUCUACUGUAAUACUAUAAAUAUAUUAUUGAUCACAAUGUUAUUAACUUAUUAUAAUCAAUUAAGGAAGAAUGAUAAAUAUGGUAAAAUUUUCUGACCAAAACUCUAAUUAAGAUGUAUACACAUCCUCGUCCCCUAAUCAGUUGCUGACCUAUUGUGAUACUCAUAAAAUUUAAGUAAAUGGGACAUGCCAAGAAUACUAACUACUAACUUUUAAUUAUUAGCAAAUAUCUAAGGUAAUUUACACUAAUUGAAAUGGUAAUUGAUUAGACUGAAUUUUUUUUAUUUUCAUUAAGAUGGGUUUUAAAAAUGCCUUUCCAAUUUUAAAAAGAGUAGAAAUAGCAAAUGAAGUUAUUAAAAUAGCUAUUUUAUGACAUUCUAAUACCAAUAAGUUUGACUAUUUCCUUAAUACAAGAGAAGCCAGUUUCACUAAUAUUUUGACAAUGUUAGUAAAUAUAAUACCUCCAUUAACACUUACCUUAAUUAACUAGCAUCCAGAAACUCUGCUACUUGGGUUAAUGAGCAUUUCCCUUAGAGAGAAAAACUAUUUAAAUAUGACUAUGAAGCUUUACAGAAUAACUAUUAACAGGAAAGUGAUUUACAUGUUUGGAAACCCCUUGAGGGCUAAGAUUCUCUCUGUGGUCAUCUGGGUGUUCAUGUCAUCUGGGCGUACCUAUUUGUCAUUUGUGUAUAAACAAAAAAUUUACAUUAAACUCUAAAUCACA
Manis javanica (Malayan pangolin) is the source of this 2526-nucleotide messenger RNA. It is a transcript of the gene P2RY12, whose product is annotated as purinergic receptor P2Y12. Gene Ontology annotation, biological process: G protein-coupled receptor signaling pathway; blood coagulation. The record is from RefSeq and is a predicted model, not a curated record. Gene Ontology annotation, molecular function: G protein-coupled purinergic nucleotide receptor activity. Gene Ontology annotation, cellular component: membrane. Lineage: Eukaryota; Metazoa; Chordata; Mammalia; Pholidota; Manidae.